GUCGCUCUCCAAUUGUUGUAAAUAAUGCAACGGGACGUCUCUAUGUUCAAGUGUACGGAACAUCAGUUGCGUUGGAAUUUGAUGGUAUUCCUUGCUUUGGUGCAAAGAACGCAAGCCCUUGCACAUCAGACCACAUAAUUGAUUCAGGCAACACGUAUAAUCAAAAGAUAGCACAAACUAUUGGGGGAGCUUUAAUUAAAUACGGAUAUUUUUCUUUAAUUGAAUCACUCGGUGGUUACGCAAUUCUGACAAUUCAAACUGGACCUAAUGAUCCUUAUCUUGCGUGCGUAAUGACUAAGAUUGCAGACGAUGAUAAUAUUGCAGACUCAUUUGCCACACCAAGUGCAACGACUGCUUAUACCGCUACUUCAGUAGCCUUGGGUGUAGUAUGUUUGGCUCUUGCUGCUGGUGGAGUAGUCACUGUUGCUACAGCAGGAAAAGGUGGAUCAGCAGAUGUUCAUCCUGGGCAUCAUUAUUAUUCUGAACAUUGGUCUCAUCAUAAUCCCGAACAUUCGUAUCACCAUCAUCCUGAUCAUUUAUCUCAUAAUCAUCUUGAACAUUCAUCUCAUCAUCCUAAUACAAACCAACUUGAUCAUCAUCAUGACACUGAACAACUUGAUUCUCACCCUAAAGACAUUCGUCAUUUUGAUAACGCGCCACCCGGUGGGAAGGAAAUUCAUCAGGGAGGAGACAUGUCAAUUCAAAUAAAUGGUCACUCAGCAGGGAACGUGGAUACUGCAAUAGAUCCUCAUCAGGGAGGCGGAGGAAAUGGUGUAUCGGGUGUUCACGAUGCAGCAAAGGGAGAUAUAGGAGGAAAAGAGACUGAUGUAGUUGAUUACCAAGUAGCAGGAGGAUCACCACCGCAC
Molecule: messenger RNA, 866 nt
Organism: Dentiscutata heterogama
Lineage: Eukaryota; Fungi; Glomeromycota; Glomeromycetes; Diversisporales; Gigasporaceae
Source: the annotation of a GenBank genome assembly